Molecule: messenger RNA, 1662 nt
Organism: Sphaeramia orbicularis (orbiculate cardinalfish)
Lineage: Eukaryota; Metazoa; Chordata; Actinopteri; Kurtiformes; Apogonidae
Gene: fam50a
Product: family with sequence similarity 50 member A
Exons: 14
Coding region: 133-1128 (331 amino acids)
Biological process (GO): chromatin organization
Cellular component (GO): nucleus
Source: RefSeq, a predicted model, not a curated record
GCCGCCGCCAUCUUUCUUGUUGUUGUGUGGGGCAGAGGUUUACCUUCCCUGUUCAGGAAAAACACUGCUCGUUUUAAAGUAAAGUUCUGUUUUCUUUCAAACUGUUUUCCAGUUAUUUGUAAGGGAGACAAGAUGGCGCAGUACAAAGGAGCCGCCAGUGAGGCGGGAAGAGCCAUGCAGCUGAUGAAGAAGAGAGAGAAGGAGAGGGAACAGCUGGAGCAGCUCAAGCAGAAGAUAGCAGAGGACAACAUGGUCAAGUCCAACAUUGAUAAGAAGUUCUCAGCUCAUUAUGAUGCAGUGGAGGCAGAGCUGAAAUCCAGCACUGUGGGUCUGGUGACUCUCAAUGACAUGAAGGCCAAACAGGAGGCUCUGGUGAAAGAGAGAGAGAAACAGCUGGCCAAGAAGGAGCAGUCCAAGGAGCUGCAGCUCAAACUAGAGAAGCAAAAAGAGAAGAAGAGAAAGGAGGAACAGAAGAGGAAAAUCGCCAGUUUAUCCUUUAAUCCUGACGAUGAAGAAGAUGAAGAAGAAAAUGAAGAGGAAGAGCAGGACUAUAGUCCAGUGAAGAAGAAGAAACUGGGGAAGAACCCAGAUGUGGACACCAGUUUCCUGCCUGAUCGAGACCGAGAGGAGGAGGAGAAUCGUCUCAGAGAGGAGCUGAGGCAGGAGUGGGAACUGAAACAGGAGAAAAUCAAGAGUGAGGAGAUUGAGAUUACCUUCAGCUACUGGGAUGGAUCUGGUCACCGCAAGACUGUCAAGAUGAAGAAGGGGAACACCAUCCAGAACUUCCUGCAGAGGGCCUUAGAAGUCCUGAGGAAGGACUUCAGUGAGCUCAGGUCUGCUGGAGUGGAGCAGCUGAUGUACAUUAAAGAAGACCUGAUCAUCCCGCAUCAUCAUAGUUUUUAUGACUUCAUCGUAACCAAAGCCAGGGGCAAAUCGGGUCCUCUUUUCAGUUUUGACGUCCACGAUGACAUUCGGCUGGUGAACGACGCCACAGUGGAGAAAGAUGAGUCUCAUGCUGGAAAGGUGGUUCUGAGGAGCUGGUAUGAGAAGAACAAGCACAUCUUUCCUGCCAGUCGAUGGGAACCCUACGAUCCUGAGAAGAAAUGGGACAAAUAUACGAUUCGCUGAAGCAGCUCUGGGUCUGCUGGACUCUGUGGGUCUGCUGGACUCUUCCUGAACCCUUUGUGUCAUGUAUGGUUUUGUUGUUCUUUUUCUGUCCUGUUAUUCCUGAGCUCCUGUUUUUUCACAUGUACUUCAGUUCCUGUUGGACCUGGUCCACAUGGACUCAACUGUGGACCAGGUUCUGCUGCACCAGACUGGGUCUGACCAGGUUCUACUGCACCAGACUGGGUCUGACUUGGUUCUACUGUUAGUUGAAUAAAAUGCACCAGACUGUGUGUUCAACUCUGUUCUCUGUUUUACUAAUUCUCUCCAUGUUAGGGUUAGGGUUAUGAACUGUCAGCUCUAAACAUGCCUCUGAACACUAAAAGAACCCGUUGGACCAGGACUGUUCCAGCAGGCGUACUUGGAUCAGAAGUGGCUCCGCCCAUACAGCCUUAAGACAGCCCCCCCCCCCCCCCCCCCCAGUCUUUUCUCCACUCCCUCUUCACUGUGUUCUGUCACUGCUGCUGUUGACUUCACAGCUUUCGAGUCCAACUGGGU